UUUUGUUGGGUUUUCUUUUUCUUUUUUUUGGGUAAAUUGUGCCAUCUUCUUCGUCUCCGACGAAUUUCCUCCCGUUCGUGGACGCGGACCACGGCAAAGUGCUCUCUUGGAGACCUUGAGCAUCGUCUUCUCUUCCAUUUCUUUGAUUCCUCGCCAAUCGAGUCCUUGGAAGCGUGCAGUCGAUCGAUCGCCCGUUGGGUUCCGCGAUUCCCACGAAACCCCUGGUUUCUUCCCGAUUAGGGCUCAUAUGAUUCCUGGAUUCUUGUUUUGUAGAGAUUUAGUAGGUUUCUAGGGUUAAGGAUUGCUUUUGGAGGUGUUGAAGGACGGCCGGCGACGAGAUUGGGGAAAUAUUGUUUGCGGAUAAUGUGUAUACUGUGCGUGGUGCAGAGGUGGUCGCGCCGGCUGGUGACGAUGCUGCCUUGGCUGGUGAUCCCGCUGAUUGCACUCUGGGCGUUCUCGCAGCUCCUGCCGCCGCGGUUCCGCUUUGAAGUCACGUCGCCGCGUCUUGCCUGCGUCACCGUCCUCCUCGUAACCCUCUUCUGGUAUGAGAUCCUCAUGCCUCAGCUCUCCGUUUGGCGUGCCCGCUGCUCCGCGAGGCUACGCGAGCGCCGCCGCGCGCAGGCGCUUGAACUCCAGAGGCUCCGCAAGGCCGCCACACGCCGGUGCCGCAACUGUCUCACCCCUUAUCGCGACCAGAAACCCGGCUGUGGACAAUUCAUGUGCUCCUACUGUGGCCACAUCUCUAAAAGGCCCGUUCUUGAUCUCCCCGAAGGCUCUGGUCCGAGCCUGGGCAUCAAUGGUUGGAUCUGUGGGUACGCUUGGGCGGCCGAGGGGAACGGAAGCCGGAUAGGUCCCGUCCCCCGGUAUUGGGUUGGUAACAACCGGUGCAUGACGGAGAAGUCUUAUUCGGGGGCUCUACUCUGUGCUUCCAAGUUGCUCUCAUAUUUUUUGGGGAGCAUUUGGUGGAUUCUGAGGAAAAUUUUCCGGAUUGGUUCUUCAAGCAAGGACUCUCCAGAUGGGGAUAACAAAGGGUCGUUGAGUAGAGGAGAGAAUGGUGGGAAUUGCCAAGAGAGUAGAGGAGAGAAAUCUAGGCGAAAAGCUGAGGAGAAGAGGCAGGCACGGUUGGAGAAGGAGAUGUUGGAGGAAGAGGAAAGGAAGCAGAGGGAAGAGGUUGCUAGGCUGGUGGAAGAAAGGAGAAAGUUGAGAGAUGAGAUUUUGGAAGCUGAGAGAAUUCAUUCGCGGGGCUCUGGUCUGGAUGGGGAUAGAGAUAGAAGGAAGGAAGCAGAGAAAAGGAGGCAGGAUAGAAAGAAAGAGAAGGACAAAGGUUCGAGCAAAAGCAACUCUGAUGUAGAGGAGUUUGAUAAGAAGACUAGCAGAGAAAAUGAGAAGAAGCGUAAGCUUGAUAAAAAGUAUGAGAUUGAGAGACGAGAUGGACAGAAAUUUGUGGCUGGCAAGUAUAAGUGCCACACAUCAGAAUCUGGCAAUGGGCUGAAGGUGGCAACAAGUAAGUCUAAGUACUUUGAUCGCAUUACAGGGUCAUCUCUGUCUCCUUCCAAGGGCUUCGAUGGGGCUUCAUUUUUUGGGAGAAAUGCUCAGGGUACCUCUACUACUGUUGCCAAAGUGAACAAGUUUGGAUAUGUGGAUCAAACGUUUAGUUCUGCUAUUAGAAAAGAUGUUUACCCUGCUAUUCAUGCAAUGGGAAAAAUCACUUCAGCUGCUGAUGAUAGGAUCUCAAAGUCUAACUUUGAUCGAGCUGUUGGGUCAGAGGUUCGGCCUCCAACGGCUGCACCAAAGAAAUCAUGGCAUCAGCUGUUUACUCGCUCUACAAUUGUUUCUCCUCAUGAUGGUGUGAACACCAAUGGCUUUUCUAACCAGAAUGAAAAAGCUGAAACUCAUAACGAAUGUAUGAUGGAUCAAAGAGUAGCAGCUAGUUAUUCUUUAGAUAGCCAAAUUAGUGUGCAGCCAUCAUCUUUCGGUGUCUCCCCUUCAGUAAAUGUUUCAAGGGGUGGUAAUUUGGUUUCUCAUUCGUUGCCUGCUGAAUCUAUAUCCAGUGAGCGAGUACGGAAUUCAAUAUUGGAGGAGGCAGAAAUUUUUGAGGAUCCAUGCUAUAACCCAUAUCCUCUCUCCUUGCUUGGCCCAGUUUCUGAUUCACUGGACAAUUUUCCACUGGACCUAGGUGCUGGGUUUGUCUCUUGCAAUAAAAUGGACGAACCACACAAUGCAAGUAAGAAGAUAACUGCCCCUGCUGAUGUGAUCAAACCUUCUCCCAUUGAAUCCCCCAUUUCUCGAUCACGCAUUUCAGAAGAAAAGCGCACUGCAAUAGGCCAAUCUCCAAGCACCCCAAAAUCACUGGAUGGAGCAAGUAUUGCACUUGAACAACGGACAUGGCAAAUGUGGGGCACUCCACUAGCUCAGGAUGCAUUGGAUAUGGUAACAGGACCUUCCAAUUGGAUUUUGCCUCUGGGGCAGAAGAAGUCAAACCUAGAUGAUAUGAUGAUGCAUCCAUUGUCUCACACUCCUGUGUUGUCACCUGUUGCAGUUGAAAAUCUUUCCAUUCCUGGCACUCACUCUCCGCAGAAUGCCCAUGUGGACAAUUCUCUUAAUGGCGGAAUGUUUAGUCGUUUUGGUCAUGGUCUAAAUGAGAGUGAUAUAUGGAUGCGUAAACCUCUUUUCCCCCAAUUGGCAGGAGAUGGGGAAAGUCAUGUGACUUUUUUCCCACAGUUUAAUCCCAUGGAUAAUGCUGCCAGGAAUGAGAUGAGACAUGAUGCUUCAAAUGGGUCAGAAGCUCUCCGCCCUUUUGAUCUGCCUCCUGCUAAUUUUUGGUCCAAGAAAGAAUGGGCUCUACAUGGUUUGCAGGAUGCUGGGAAUUCAAACCCUGCUCUGAAUCCUGGUAGCUUGUUUUCAACUGGACCAGAUGUACAGUCAGUUUGGGCAUCCAAUCAAAUGGACAGGAUAUAGCUACCAUACCAUGACAACUAAAGAUGAUGAAAAGGAGAGCAAGGGAAGUAGUCUUCCUUAUUUUGAAAUGAGUUCAUGAACCCUUUUUUUUUUGUGUGGUACUGUACCCUUCUUAAUGAGAAUGAUAUGGUCAUUCCAUUAGUGUGGGUUGAUGGCAUACAUGCACAAUUGCAGGUCACAUAUUAUACACCUCCCCUGCAGUUGCUUUAUGGACUCCUUAGCAAUAUCUGCCAUAUAUUGUAUUAAGGCUCUGAAUGGAUUGAGGGAAAUUAAAGGGAACAGAGUAGAGAAAAUGAUGAAAUGAUGAGGAAAAAAAUACUAUCAUUGUUUAUAUAUAUAAUUCUGUUUUCAUUUCAUUGAUGAAUAUUGGUGGAAAUGGAAAUAUGAGGAAUUGGAAAACAAGAUAGAAUUGUUUCCAUUUGUCUUCCUCUUGUCUGUUUUAAUUGCCUACUUGUUUUCUCGAAUUUUCCCUCAAUCCAAAUGCAGUAAGCAAUGUGCCAAAUCUG
Messenger RNA from Dioscorea cayenensis subsp. rotundata (Guinea yam), 3464 nucleotides. RefSeq lists its product as uncharacterized. The record is from RefSeq and is a predicted model, not a curated record. The transcript has 3 exons. Bases 364 to 2958 code for a protein of 864 amino acids. Lineage: Eukaryota; Viridiplantae; Streptophyta; Magnoliopsida; Dioscoreales; Dioscoreaceae.